GUAAAGCAGGCGGAGCAACUAUCUGGGCUGGAUCCGGAAGUCCGGGCGGAGCCUAGCUGCGUGGUUCUCGUUUGUCCGGCGACGUUGUGCUUCUAGCAGCUCUUGGAGGUCUCUGCCGGAAGUAUAGGAAGAAAUUGGGCAGACUUGAAUACCUCUCUUUUCAAGCUUGUCUGAUCAUCAUGAUGAAGCUUAGACACAAAAACAAAAAACCAGGUAAAGGUUCCAAAGGCUGUAAGAAGCCUACAAGGCAGAAUGGGAAGAAAGUAGCAUCCAGACCAUCGUCUGCUCCCCAGUUUGUUCACGGCAAUGAUCAUGCCAGUCGGGAGGCUGAAUUAAAGAAGAAAAGGGUUGAGGAGAUGAGGGAGAAGCAGCAGGUUGCCCGGGAGCAAGAGAGACAAAGACACAGGACCAUUGAGAGCUAUUGUCAGGAUGUCCUGAAACGCCAGGAGGAGUUUGAACACAAGGAGGAAGUUUUGCAGGAAUUGAAUAUGUUUCCUCAGUUGGAUGAUGAGGCCACACGGAAGGCCUAUUACAAGGAGUUCCGUAAGGUGGUAGAGUACUCUGAUGUGAUUCUAGAAGUCCUGGAUGCUAGAGACCCAUUGGGCUGCCGCUGUUUCCAGAUGGAGGAGACUGUCCUUCGGGCAGAAGGCAACAAGAAGCUGGUCUUGGUCUUGAAUAAGAUUGACCUGGUUCCCAAGGAGAUUGUGGAAAAGUGGCUAGAUUACCUUCGCAAUGAGCUGCCAACUGUGGCUUUCAAGGCCAGCACCCAGCAUCAGGUCAAAAACUUGACUCGGUGUAAAGUGUCGGUGGACCAGGCUUCUCAGACUCUGUUGCAAAAAAGCAAAGCUUGCUUUGGAGCUGAAAACCUCAUGAGGGUCCUGGGGAACUAUUGCCGCCUAGGGGAAGUGCGUACCCACAUUCGUGUGGGUGUUGUAGGCCUUCCCAAUGUGGGGAAGAGCAGUCUGAUCAACAGCCUGAAGCGCAGCCGUGCGUGUAGUGUGGGAGCUGUUCCUGGUAUCACAAAAUUCAUGCAGGAGGUUUACUUAGACAAGUUCAUCAGACUGCUGGAUGCUCCAGGCAUUGUCCCAGGACCCAAUUCAGAGGUGGGCACCAUCCUGCGUAAUUGCAUCCAUGUGCAGAAGCUGGCAGACCCUGUGACCCCGGUGGAGACCAUCCUUCAGCGCUGCAACCUGGAGGAGGUUUCCAACUAUUAUGGUGUCUCUGGAUUCCAGACUACCGAGGGCUUUUUGACUGCAGUGGCCCGCCGUUUGGGAAAGAAGAAGAAGGGAGGUGCAUAUAGUCGAGAGCAGGCUGCCAAAGCUGUCCUGGCUGACUGGGUGAGUGGGAAGAUCAGCUUCUAUAUACCACCACCACCUACUCACACUCUACCCACGCAUCUCAGUGCUGAGAUUGUUAAGGAGAUGACUGAGGUCUUUGAUAUUGAAGAUACUGAACAGGCCAACGAAGACACCAUGGAAUGCUUGGCCUUGGGAGAAUCUGAUGAGCUGUUGGAUGACAUGGACCCACAAGAAAUGGACGUCAAGUGGCUCCACUCUCCGCUGGUGAAAAUAGCAGAUGCCAUUGAAAAUAAAACCACCGUAUAUAAGAUUGGAAACCACACUGGGUAUUGUACCAAUCCAAACCGUCAACAGAUGGGUUGGGCUAAACGCAAUGUGGACCACCAUUGCCCCCAAAACAAUCGCAUAGUGGAUGCCAGUUCAGUGGACCGCCGCCCAAUGUUGCAGAGGAUCCUGGAGACAGACCCACUUCAACAAGGCCAGGCUUUGGCAUCUGCCUUUAAAAAUAAGAAAAAAUCACAGAAGCGUUCAGACAAACUCGCCAAUAAGCUGUCUGAUUCCAUGAUGUCUAUGCUUGACCUCUCUGGCAACUGCGACGACACUGCUGGUGACUGAUCAGCUGAUCUUCCCCUCAUACUGCAAACACUGAUUCCUAUGGGGAUGGGAUUCCUAAGGCAUUCGAUUCUCCCUGAUGUACCUACAUAGUAGAAGAACACCUCCCAUGCCAUGCCCUCCAUUGUCACUAGUUCAGAGUCUCAAAGGUCUGGAGCUGCCAAACCCCAGUGCCCUCCACUUAAUUCUUACUGUCUUUGAAAAUGACUUUUUGUUUGUUUUUGUGGUGCCAAGGAUUAAACCUAAUAGGUCCUCACACAUGUUAGACAAACAUUCUAUUACUAAGCUCUAUCAUCAUCACCAUCAUCAUCAUCACCAUCACCAUCAUCCAUUAUCAUUGGAGAAAGAUUCUUGCUAUGGAUCCCGUUCUGCUUACUCAGCCUCUGGAGUAGUGGGAUUACAGGCUUUUGCCAGCACUCCCAGCUCCCACUGUGAUUUACAAGAUAAAAUACCAGCAGUAUCUUGGCAUGGUAGCUACACAUCUAUAAUCCUGGCACUCGAGAGACUGGAGCUAGGAGGAUUGCAAGUUGUAGGACAGCCUGGACUGUCUGACAAGACCUUUCUCAGCAAAACAACCCAGAACAAGUGAGUAGAGCUGAGGCAGUGGUGGCACAUGCCAUUAAUCUAAGCUCGUAGGAAGCAGAGAUGGGCAAAUCUCUGAGUUCUAGGUCAACCUGGUCCAGGGCUACACAGUGAAACUCUGUCCUGACAAGCCAAUAAGUAAAUAAAUAAGAUUGUAAUUGUUAAAAAUACAAAUAAGCCAAGUCCAUGUGCUAGCAAUGUACCCUGUACUCUUAAUUCCUGUGUCCCACUCUGUGGUUUAGGCUAAUAAGGGUUGACCUCCUGGACAGGUGAAUGUUCUAAGGGAUACACUGCUGAGAAAUCUGGUGGCAGUGGUGGUGGGGUUGUCCCUGGACAGGUGAUCCUCUUUGUUUUUGUCACCCCACAAGACCUCAGUGCCUGGACAUUCCUAAGGCUCUUGGCUUUCCAAUUCAAUAGGUAGGCCUUCAUCUGGGUAUCGUAGGAGUAGAGAAGCACAGUGGUGAGUCCUCUAUAUUUCUGGAAGUGUCGGGAUAGGGAAGAGGGCUGAAGAUUCUAGAAUGGGGUAUAUGUAUCAUAGGACGUUUGAAAGUCAUUGGCUGCAGGAUGUUCAGACAGAUUUAGGUACUGACUGAGCACAAACUACAAAAUUCAGAAUCAGCUUAUGUCCUUCAGCCUUCAAUAUAUCCAUCCCUACCAGGAAGGGGUAGGGUUCAGAAAGUUGACAGAGUGUGCUCACAACAACAUGGUUUAAAACAAGUGUAAUUAAAAUCAUAUGCUAGCCUUUUGUUCUGUAAUGUAUCGUCUUCUCAACACAGGAGCACUGGUCAGGCACCUACCCUGUGGUGUUUUCUGUUGUCAAUCCUUCUAAAUGCAUCUUUAAAAACUGGCAGCAUUUUAUGAAAACUAUGCUUUUCAAGUCUCUUAAAUGAUGUUCAACUUAAUUCACUGAUGUCAUUGAAGUUUUGGUAGAUAAUAAUGUACUAGAAAUAAAAGCGUCUAGAUCCUUGGGAACACAAUCUAGCCAAAAUAGAAUAGAACUAAAAUAAUCAUGGAAUGAUAAGAAUUUCAGACUCCAACCAGGUUAGUGGCUCACACUCAGGAUGCCGAGGCAGGAGGAUGGCUGUGAAUCUGAGUCCAGCCUGGACUGCAGAGGAAGAGGCUGUCUCAAAGCAAAACAAUAAUAAUACUCUAACCCUAAUGUAUCUUAAGGGUGUGUGUGUAACCCAGGGUAGUCUUGAACUCCUGAGCCUUCUGAAUAGCUUCCCAAUGCUGGGAUUACAGAAGUUUGCCCUCAUGCCUGGCUGGGUCUUAAUUCUUAAAGCAAUUUCUUGGAUCUUUAUUCUUAAAAAGUAAUUUUUCUACAGUGAAUUUCAUCCUUUAUAAUUUUAAGUUCCGUAACUUCGGACACUUAUUAACAGGGGUGGUCUGCCACCAUUAUCAUGAUACAAAAUUUUUAGCCAGGUAGUGGUGGCACAUGCCUUUAAUCUCAGCACUCAGGAGGUAGAGGCAGGAGGAUCUCUGAGUUUGAGGCCAGCCUGGUCUACAGAGUGAGUUCCUAGACAGUCAGAACUGUUACACAGAGAAACCCUGUCUUGGAAAACAAACAAAACAAUAACAGCAAAAAAGUAUACAGAAUUUUUGUGAUAUUCUCCCCAAACUUACCAUAUCUCCUUGUAAUAUAGCCCUGUCCCUAUCCUCAGAUCCUAGCAAGCACUGAUCUUUUUCCUGUUCCUUAACAUGGACAUUUUAAGUCACAUAGUGGCUUGUUUUAUGCCAUUAGGCUUUUAGCUUUGUACUUUGAAAUUGUAUAUUCGAGUAAAAUAUAGUUGCAUAAUCCCUGGUAAAUGGAUAAAGAUGAGUAACCAUGAACACAAGAACAGAAAGAUUCUAUUAGUAUCCCCCACCAUCUCCUGCUGUGAUGUGCAAUCUAGUUCUCUGGACCUAACCCAUGGCAAUCACUGACCUAUGCUUACACUUUCUGCCUUGUCUCUUGAAAAGAGUUGUAAGUGGAAUUGAACAGUAUGUAACUUUUGAGAAUAGCCUGCUGUGAAUUAUAGAUUUGAGAUCAGUAUCACUGGGUAUAUCAAUAGUUCUGAUUUCUAUUUCAUACUCCAUUGUGUGGAUGUACUACUGCUUAUUCAAUCUCAAGUUGGAAGACAUUCUUUACAGUUGAGGAGAAAAUUAUGAAUAAAGCUGCUAUAAGAACUUGA
Messenger RNA from Mesocricetus auratus (golden hamster), 4663 nucleotides. It is a transcript of the gene Gnl3l, whose product is annotated as G protein nucleolar 3 like. Gene Ontology annotation, molecular function: GTP binding. The record is from RefSeq and is a predicted model, not a curated record. NCBI's taxonomy places the organism in Eukaryota, Metazoa, Chordata, Mammalia, Rodentia, Cricetidae. Gene Ontology annotation, cellular component: nucleolus. The transcript has 16 exons. The coding region runs from base 180 to 1913 and encodes 577 amino acids.